This is a messenger RNA of Trichobilharzia regenti, 4437 nucleotides long. The record is from the annotation of a GenBank genome assembly. NCBI's taxonomy places the organism in Eukaryota, Metazoa, Platyhelminthes, Trematoda, Strigeidida, Schistosomatidae.
AUGGUUGGCUGCGAAAAUAUCGACUAUAUAAUUUCUUUUAAAUCCUUUGAAGACUUCAUGUCUGGUUGUAUGCAUGAUUUUAGUUUAAAGGACUGCAUUCUCACUCUUCUCAAUCUUCGAAAACAAGUGUAUGUCAGUAGUAGCUUAAGACUAAUAGGUAAUGAAUGUAUCAAGGAAGAUACAAUAAAUUUUUCUAGGAUUGACCACGUCCUGUCAAGUCGAAGAUUUUCUAGUCUAUUCUCAACGCAUCUGCUAUGGUUUUACUUUUUUGUAUCCAGAAAGAUAUCAUGGAAUGAACAGAAUUUACUACCAUUGAAAUUCCACACUUCUGUGUUUGCUUGUAAAGCACUCAACUUUUGCGGCUGCACUGAAGCGUCUGAGGCUUUAGCAAGAAAAUCGUUAGUUGACUUGGCUGAGUUAAAUCAAUUAAAUCAUCAAAAGAAAUGUCUGCUAUCAACUGAAUAUAUCGAUGCAUUUCAUUUAGCUACUAUUGAACUAUCUUCAUUGGUAUUUAAACGAUCAGUUUUUGAGUCACGUAAACGUCCACAAGGUUACCUUCGGCCUAAAGUAAAAGUGGAGUUUGCAACAAUUUUGCAACAUUCCUGGCCUAGAACACAAACUGAACGUUAUUUGUGUCAAUUACUUCCUAGUUCAUCAGCUCAAAUUUUAGCUAUUCUCGAGGCGUUAAGUCUAAAUCCUGGAGAAAGGAGAAGUCUUGUAACUCCAAAACCACCUAUAGAUCCAUCAGACUGGGAAAUGUCAGAAGUAUAUUGUGAACUUUUUAUUGCAGCAUUUGAGCUCAUCUACCCUAAUUCUUCUAAAAAAUUGGUCUCAAACUUUAUGUCUGGAACACGUGUAAUGCGGAAGAUACCAGUAGACGGUGAAAGAAGUUCAGAUAAUUUAAUUAAUCACACAAUUGCUUUGGACAAUCCAAAGUAUCUGAAGUGGAGGCAACCGGAUUUAGUGCGUCAUCAAUGCCAUUACAAAAAUUCUGUUGAAGGAGGUGAUUCAAAUACAGACAAAUUAAUAGCAUCUUCAAAUGCAGUGAUGACUGCCAGCUGUACAAUAGACAGUGUGAUGAAAUUGAUUCAAGUUCUUUAUGCCUGUGCUCAAUAUGACAUUUUUGAUUUUAUGUCAAGAGAAACAUUAUCUCUACUUCAAAAAAAAUUGUCAGAAAUGAUCGAAGAACAGUCGCCCAAAGAAUUUAUACAGUUUAUUGAAGUACAAAUUGAAACCUUGGAAUUGCUUCGCGCUAUGCAUUCAGCACAUCUAUCCAAAAGAACACUUACGAAAAAUGAGACUGGCGAGGAGUUGAAUAUAUCAGAAAGUCAAACUGUUAAUUUAAGUAAAAACGUUGUGCAACAAGAGACAUCAAAUUUGGCGAUAGGUUCGUUGGAAAGUGAUAAGGAAGCGAAUGCAAAUCGAAUGACUCCACUAGGUUUCUUACAAAAAGGAAUUUUAAAGUUAAUUCAAAAGUUAGAAAAUAUAACUCAUAAAGGCGAUCAAAUUGAAAUUACUUUGUACGAUUCCGGAAUUCUUGUUGAUGUUAUUCUAGUACUAUGGGAAUAUUGUCGCACAUUAUGUCAAAAGUGGUAUAUACAUAGCAGAAUUAAACCUGAAUAUUUCGACAAGAAUAAAAUAAACUUUAUUGGACUUCUUUAUGUGUUAAGUCUGAUUAGAGCCACACUGGAAUUGCUGAAUAUUGAGGUAGCUGAUGGACUGAUGUCCUCGAAUAUUACAUUCUACAGUAUAUGGAUUAUGGAGUUAUUCGAGCAGAGGAUAUUCACGUUACAUAGAUCACAGGAGACAACUGGUAGACAAACAUUUUUGGAUGGUAUGAAUAUCAAUAUUUUAUUGAAAGUAUUAAACUUACAAAUAAAAACGAGUGAUUUUCAGACCUUUAAAGAUUUCACUGGAAAUGACAAGCCCACUGUAUGUAUAAUUGAUAUAUGGACUAAUGUUUGGAUGAAAAUGAAAAGUAUAAUUAAUUGGGCACGUGAAACAAUUAGCAAAAGAAUGAUGUAUCUACAGAUGAAUCAUACUCACAACUUGGAGAUUAAUGGUCUAUCAGAAAUACAAGUAGAACUACUUUGGUUCGAACAUAAUAUUCGUUGGAAACUUCGGAAUCUGGAAUGGUUAUCUUGGUGCGAUUCAAAUGAUCUAACAAAUAAUAAAGCAGAGAAGAAAAACGAUGAAUUAAAUGAAAAUCUACUCAAACAAUGUGGCCGAAAUUUUAUAUCAAAAGUUUUCCAUUACUGUCUAAAAGCGGAAGUGGAAGUGAAUGAUGAAAAGGCUAAAAAAUAUUAUCAGACUGCUGAAAAAUUACUAUUCACUAAAUGGCAGAAUGAAACUAACCCUUUGCAAACCAAUGAACAUAGGUAUACCCAAAUCUCCAAUGAUUUGAAUGAGUCACAGGAGUUAAGUAGAAAAUCAAGAAGCGAUGCUUUGAAGUUCGACCGACCACCACCACCCUUAUUGGUUACAAAAUCUGGGAAAUCAAUGGUGUUUAAAACACAAGACUGGAAACCAUCUACUGGAGAAUCGGUCCACUUCUAUGCAAUCUAUGGAAAACAAACAUUUGUAGCUAAUCAGAAAGUUCAUAUUACUGACAAUAAGCUAACUAAUACAGGAGUUAUGGUGGUCAGUAACAAUGGUUCCUGUAUCAUAAAAGUAACUGACUUGACGCCAAAUGAGGAAUACGCGUUUGCAGUUGCAGCUUAUAAUGAAAAAGGUGAACCGUUAGGUUCACAUAAGCUUGGUUUAGGUUACAGUACAAAACCAAUACUGGCGUGUACUUCAUUAUGCUUUUACACAUCAUUAUGUCAUAUGAUACAGUCGGCAUGUCGACGUAAUCUACUAUCCUGCCUUAAUGAUCAAACAAUGAACGUAUUAUGGGAAUAUUUAACUGAAUACAAUGAUAAAUUGGACGAUGAAAAGCUAACUCACUUAACUGGUUUAAAAAUGAAAAAUUCAGACGCUUUUCAUUGUUCAAGCAUACUAUUGAAACAUCUUGCAACUUGUAUUCUAUGGCAUUGUUUAUUUAUUCAAAAGACUGGAGAUUUUGAUUCAAAUAAUUAUAGCAAUAAAGUCUAUUUACUGAAUACGCAGAUUCAAAAAAUUCAUUUGUCUGAAAAGCUGGUAAUCGGUUUAGAAUUGAGCGCCAAACUAAAUGAUGUCCAACUUUUGAUAGAUUUUGCAAAUUUAAUCUAUCAAAUAUUGAGCUACAAUAUAGAGAUGGAUUCUGUGACAACGGAUUAUGCCAAGAUACUACUAAGAUCAAUAACCAUACUUCUUAGUAUUAGAAAAUACUCUAAACAUUUAAUAUUACUGGAUGACUCUCUAAACUGGAAGCUUACGCAAGCGAUAAUAAAAUUCACGUUUGGAUGUAUUCAAGUCCUUGAAACACUGAAUGAAUUAAAAGGGAUUAUUGCAACUUUAAAAAUUGUAAAAACAGUCUUAAAUCAAACAAUAAAAGAUAUGAAGCCAACAAUGAAUCAAGCCACGAGAAAACGAAUGUCACAAGUAAAACUGAACUCAAAAUAUGGACGAAGACAGUCAACGCAGAAUUCAGAUGAGCUUGAUGAACUUUUGUCAGCUGUUAAAGCACUGGAUGCUCACUCUUACUUGAUAACUGCUAAAUUAAGUGCUCCAAGAGUUGAGUUAUUCGGUUACGAAGAGGCGUAUCAAGCAGUCGCGUGUAUAGCUACAAAGCCACUUAAAACAUCAUUAAAGGACGUAAUGAAGUUCAAUCGCCGCACAAUAUUCUUACAAUUAAUAAAUAUACUUGUAGAAAGGAUAAAUUCAAACCAGAUAGACUUAAUUCAACCACUCCUUAGCGAAACAAAAAUAUGGUUGAAUCAUCGUGAUCAAGUUCUAGUAAAAGCAUGCCAGUCUUAUGAAUAUACAGAAGUUGUCAAAAUCAAUGAUAAUAUGAAUGCUACAAAUUUAGAUAGAUCAAAAUUGACGCUUUCAUCACAGCUUCAGGAAAGCGACGGACAAGGAACAACUAAACCACCAUCUCGAGUGCUAACCAAUAGGAAGGAAAUCAGCCACUUGUGCAGUUUACUGACCGAAUAUUACACACGUAAGGCUAGACGCAAAAGGCUAAGAAAUGUAUGUCAAGAGGAGUGGAUACAACGUUCACAGUUUAGUCUACUACAAGCACGAAUUGAACAGUAUGAACUGUGGAGGAAAUGGCGAUCGAUUACUGUGCAUAGUAAAAUACUAACUGAAAAAAAACAGGUGGAGUGGUAUACAUAUUAUAGAGAUAAUAUUAUAAUUGACUAUGAUCAAUCGCUAAAGGACAGCUUCGAAAAUAGGCCCAUUCGGAUGAACUUCCGAAAGUCAGUAAUUAACAUUGACAGGAAGAAAUUGGACAGACUGGCCUUUAUAAUACCUCAAGGAAGCAAUACAGCAAGUGAGUCACCUCAAUUUUAA